Mesorhabditis belari is the source of this 954-nucleotide messenger RNA. The record is from the annotation of a GenBank genome assembly. Lineage: Eukaryota; Metazoa; Nematoda; Chromadorea; Rhabditida; Rhabditidae.
AUGGCGUACUCAUCUGCCGCUUUCGCCGCAUACACUCACUUUCCAUCAUCAUCGGCGGCAACGGCACAAGCCGCCUUCAGCUAUGGUGGAAUGGGAGCAACGAUUCCUGCCGUUGCCAUGUUUCCUUCAGCUGCCACUGCAUAUGGAAUGAUCCCGAGAAAGAAUCGCCGUGAACGCACCACUUUCAAUCGACAACAACUCGACGUUUUGGAGAGUCUGUUUGCGAGGACUCAUUAUCCAGAUGUAUUCACGAGGGAGCAAAUCGCUGAACAGAUCCAAUUGCAAGAGUCGAGGAUUCAGGUAUGGUUCAAGAACCGUCGUGCCAAGCAUCGCCAACAAGAGAAGCAAAAGCCGAAAACGGUGGCGCAAACUGUAGCCCAACAAAAAAAGGAAAUGAAUAGAAGAGCUGAGAUGCACGCGUCACCUCAAUCACUCACCGGGCACUCUCGUCCACCAACAAGUCUCACCACCACUACUCCUCCAAUGGCUCUCCCCGUCUCAUCGCCGACUCUUUCAACUACAGUACCCCUUGCGCAAAUUACGCCAAAGUUUGAAUCAGACUCUCCCGCCUCCAACAACGACUACAAUGCUCAAGUGGCAACGAGCACAAUUGAGGGUUCUCCAUCGGCAAAAGGAGCAUUGGCUACUCUUUCCCCAUUGAAACCAUCAAUCGUUUCAUCGACUGCUUCCCCUCCAUCAAAUGGGGCCGCAAAUUUGUCGUGGAGCAGCACGAGCAGUGAUGCUACGACUCUCCACUCCUCCACAACAACCGCCCUUCCCGCUUUGCCUCUCGGGACGUCAAAUGUGAACAGCUACUACCCGCUCUAUUCAUCAGCGUAUUAUCCACAGAUGUUCGACAGCACCUAUCAACAGUACUAUGCCUCUCAAUAUCCAUCAACCACUUAUGCCUCGGCCACAAAUCCGUAUCAAGGCUUUUUCUCGGGGUCCACCCAA